AUGGCCUCGCCAAACUCGCGGAAUAACCCCCCGAGCUGGGACCGGUAUGAACGCGGGGGAGCCUCCCGCACCGGCAGCGUCUCCUCGUUCGGCAACAAGAGCUUCCAAUCCGAGAAUGAGGCGCUCCUGGGCCGCAGCGUCGAGUCUGCCCACGACGAUGGCGACUGGACGCAACAGCUCAGACGGAGGCGUCCCUCCAUCACCAACCGCCUCGCCGCCCUGACCGACAUCGGCGGCGUCAACAGCAUCCGCUCCUUCACCCGCAGCUGGACCCGCGCCGCCAGCUUCCCCGAAGUCAUCCCCCAGAGGCCCUCCUUCAUCUUCGCCCCGGACCAGGUCCCAAUAGCGGCCACUCCUGACUCGGGCGUUGUUUCCCCCUACGAGCCGGAGCAGCAGCACCGGCGCCGCGAACACGACGUCGAGGCCGGUCCGUCGCCCUCCCUAAUCCGCCAGCAGCUCGAGGCCGCCCUCCAGGCGGGCCGUGUUGACCAUGGCCAUCGCCCACAGCAGCAACAGCUCUCCUCCCGGACCGCAAGCCCCGAGCCCGCUGGCAGCACCAGCCCGCUCCUUCACCGCCAGUCAAGCCGCGACUCAAGGGACGGCGAGCUAGCGCCCAUCUUCCGUGUGGGUAGCCACGGAACGACCAUGUCCGGGGUGGGGUCCAUCUUCGCCAUCCCGCCGCACCUGGCCACGCCGCCCCUCGUGGGGAGCUACCGAUCCGGCGCCAGCGGCAUGCUGAUGGACUACGGCACCGUCCGUUCGGACGCGAGCAGCCUGAGCCGUGGGUAUAAGGCGGCGGAGGACGCGGGGCCCGCCGCCGCCGCCGCCGCGCUCUGGCGGGAGCAGCAGGAGGCCGGCGGGAACGUCCCCGACGGCGAGCUCCCCCCCAUCCUCGUCAAGGAGGUCGAGCAGGACGGCAAGAUUGUGCUUGCCGUCGAGGGGCAGUCGACCCUGCCUCAGACCGUCUUCAAUUCCACAAAUGUUCUGAUCGGGGUCGGUCUGCUCAGCCUGCCCAUGGGCUUCAAGUACGCUGGCUGGAUCUGCGGCAUGGCCACUCUGCUGCUCUGCGCCCUCGUGACCGCCUGGACCGCCCGGCUUCUGGCCAAGUGCAUGGACCUCGACCCGAGCCUCAUCACCUUCUCCGACAUCGCCUACAUCUCGUUUGGCCGCAACGCCCGCAUCGUCACCAGCUUCCUCUUCACCUUGGAGCUUAUCGCUGCCUCGGUCGCGCUCAUCGUCCUCUUUGCCGACUCGCUCGACCUGUUGUUCCCCGGUCUCCUCUCGGUAACGGGCUGGAAGAUGAUCUGCGGCCUCAUCUUGAUGCCCCUGAACUUCCUGCCCCUGCGGCUACUGAGUUUUACGAGCUUCAUCGGCAUCUUUUCCUGUUUUACUAUCGUGCUCAUCUUAAUCCUCGAUGGCUUGAUGAAACCCACCUCUCCGGGCUCCCUCAUCGAGCCGGCCAAGACCUAUCUAUUCCCGGCGAACUGGCUGACGCUGCCCCUUUCUUUCGGCCUGCUCAUGUCUCCAUGGGGCGGCCACGGCGUGUUUCCUAAUAUCUACCGAGACAUGCGCCACCCGUACAAAUACGCCCGAGCCGUCAAGACCACUUUUACAUUCACCUAUCUCCUUGACGCCACCACGGCCGUCACCGGCCUGCUCAUGUUCGGCGACUCCGUCCGCGACGAGAUCACGUCCAACAUCCUCCUCGAGUCCAGCUACCCUCGCGCCCUGACCGCGCUCAUGUGCCUGUGCAUCGGCAUAAUCCCGCUGACCAAGAUCCCGCUCAAUGCCCGCCCCAUCGUGUCGACGCUCGAGCUCCUGCUGGGCCUGAACCGGCAGACCGUCGCGGCCGAGUACGACUACCCCUACUCCCACGGGCUCGUCGGCCGCGGCAUGGGCUUCCGCGGCGUCAUGAAGGUCGCCGUCCGCGUCGCCGUGAUCCUCAUGUUCCUCGGCAUCGCGGUGCUAUUCCCCGCCUUCGACAGCAUCAUGGCGUUCAUGGGAAGCGCCUUGUGCUUUACAAUCUGUGUGACGCUGCCUAUCGCCUUCUAUCUCAAGCUCUUCGGCCACGAGAUCCCGAUCAGGGAAAAGAUGUUCGCCUGGGCCGUGAUGGUGAUAUCGUCCCUCCUGUCUGUCGUCGGCACCGUCUGGGCGUUCCUGCCCAAGAGCCUGAUCGGCGCCGAGCCUUCGACGCCCGAGCUGUGAUAUGGACUCCCGAGUCCUUGGUCAUGACAACGCGCAGCGCUUCGGCUCGAGGCGGGGUGAAGCGUGCUGUUGCCGCAUCUAGUGAAGAAGGCGUAGGGUCUGGGAUUUUGGAUGCAUACCCCCUCUUGAUUCUUGAUGACUGACCGGCCGGUUUGGGCUCGGUUCGCUUUUCUGUUGGCCGCGUGUUUGUGUAAUGGCCUCGACGACGUAAUGAUUUGGAAAGUGAUGAAGUUGGAGAUGUAGACAGACCAAGGGAUGGAGGAAGAUUUGGUGUCGUGUUUGACCACCUGGUGUUUAUGGAGCCACAUCUUCCGUU
Messenger RNA from Thermothelomyces thermophilus ATCC 42464, 2521 nucleotides. Its product is annotated as amino acid transporter. The transcript is spliced from 8 exons. The record is from RefSeq and is a predicted model, not a curated record. The coding region runs from base 1 to 2205 and encodes 734 amino acids. Gene Ontology annotation, biological process: amino acid transmembrane transport. NCBI's taxonomy places the organism in Eukaryota, Fungi, Ascomycota, Sordariomycetes, Sordariales, Chaetomiaceae. Gene Ontology annotation, molecular function: amino acid transmembrane transporter activity. Gene Ontology annotation, cellular component: vacuolar membrane.